This is a messenger RNA of Danaus chrysippus (African queen), 1170 nucleotides long. The record is from the annotation of a GenBank genome assembly. NCBI's taxonomy places the organism in Eukaryota, Metazoa, Arthropoda, Insecta, Lepidoptera, Nymphalidae.
AUGUCUUCUAUAGAAGAAUUGCAGAAGAAAGUGUCUGAAUUGGAAGCUAAACUUGCAGCAGUCCAAGGAAAUGUUGGGGCAGUUCGACAAAAAAUCGAAGUUAUGUCUUCUGAAGUAGUGGAUUCCAAUCCCUACAGUCGACUCAUGGCUUUAAAGCGUAUGGGUAUAGUGAACAACUAUGAGAAGAUCCGUGAGAUGUCAGUAGCUGUGGUGGGUGUUGGUGGAGUUGGCAGUGUCACAGCCGAGAUGUUGACUAGAUGUGGCAUCGGAAAGUUGAUUCUCUUCGAUUAUGACAAAGUGGAGUUGGCCAACAUGAACCGCCUGUUCUUUCAACCACACCAGGCCGGCCUGAGUAAGGUUGAUGCAGCAUCAGCCACAUUAAGAGCUAUCAACCCCGAUGUCACCAUUGAUGCAUACAACUAUAAUAUCACUACAGUCGACAACUUCCAAAAUUUCUGUGAUACUAUUAGAACAGGCAGCUUAACCAAUGGCCCUGUAGACCUGGUGCUGAGUUGUGUUGAUAAUUUCGAGGCUCGCAUGGCUAUCAACAUGGCCUGCAAUGAACUUAACCAGAAGUGGUUUGAGUCUGGUGUUAGUGAGAAUGCUGUGUCCGGACACAUACAGUUUAUUAUACCAGGGGAGACUGCUUGCUUUGCAUGCGCGCCGCCGCUGGUGGUGGCGUCUAAUAUUGAUGAGAAGACCUUGAAGCGUGAUGGAGUGUGUGCCGCUUCACUCCCUACCACUAUGGGCAUUGUGGCCGGAUUCCUCGUUCAAAAUACACUCAAAUAUCUGCUGAGUUUCGGUAACGUGUCCCACUACUUGGGGUACAGCGCUAUGACUGACUACUUUCCUCGGAUGAGUUUGAAGCCGAAUCCUCAAUGUGACGACUCGUUUUGUCGUCAGCGACAGUCCGAAUACUCGGCGAAGCCCGCGGUAGAGCUUGCAACCGAGGUCACAGAAGACCCCGCGCCCUUACACGAAGACAACGAGUGGGGUAUCAGUCUGGUGGAUGAGAACUCUCCUGAAGAAGAGUCCCCGGGAUUGAAGCUCGUGGAAGGAGUUCAGGUGGCAUACGCGAUGGCUGGAGACAGCAGUACACCGGAGACCAGCUCGGCGGUGGCCGCUGAGGAGGACCUGGAGGAGCUGAUGAGGAAGAUGAAGAAUAUGUAG